This is a messenger RNA of Drosophila rhopaloa, 2298 nucleotides long. Its product is annotated as carboxypeptidase D. Gene Ontology annotation, cellular component: cell surface. Lineage: Eukaryota; Metazoa; Arthropoda; Insecta; Diptera; Drosophilidae. The record is from RefSeq and is a predicted model, not a curated record. The transcript is spliced from 10 exons. Gene Ontology annotation, molecular function: metallocarboxypeptidase activity; zinc ion binding. The coding region runs from base 215 to 1678 and encodes 487 amino acids. Gene Ontology annotation, biological process: proteolysis.
AACGGCGCUGGCAAACGGACGCGUUUUGAAAACUUGCUCUCUCUUCGAUUUCAUUCUGGUUUCUUGGUGUUUGGCUUUUGGCCUGGGAAAGUAAGAAGGUGCGAAGAACAACGACAGCUGCAAGAAUAAUAGAAAUUGCUGGCGAGCAGAAAACAGGAAAUCGGCAGAAAUCAGUUUUGACCAUUCGCAGACUCGCCGCCGACCGAAAAGGACCAUGAUCUUGCGAACGCCACUCGCCGGCCACCAGCUGCUCCUCCUGCCCUCCGUCCUGCUCCUCCCGCUGCUCCUUCCGCUGCUCCUCUUCCGGCCCUGCGAUGCCAAGACGGCCAAUCCCGGGGAUCAGCUGCAGAUGCAGCACCACCAGCUGGCGGCGGAGCAGGGACUGCCGGAGCCCAGGGCCUACAUGCCGGAUGCCCAGCACCUGGACUUCGUCUACCACGACCACGAGGAGCUCACCAGAUUCCUCAGGGCCACCAGUGCCCGGUACCCCAACCUCACGGCCCUGUACUCCAUCGGGAAGUCCAUCCAGGGGCGGGAUCUGUGGGUGAUGGUGGUCAGCUCGUCGCCGUACGAGCACAUGGUGGGCAAGCCGGAUGUGAAGUACGUGGGCAACAUCCAUGGCAACGAGCCAGUGGGCCGGGAGAUGCUGCUCCACCUCAUCCAGUACUUCGUGACCAGCUACAGCUCGGAUCAGUAUGUCAAGUGGCUGCUGGACAACACUCGCAUCCACAUCCUGCCCACGAUGAACCCGGACGGAUAUGCGGUGUCCAAGGAGGGGACAUGCGAUGGUGGCCAGGGAAGAUACAAUGCCCGUGGCUUCGAUCUGAAUCGCAACUUCCCCGACUACUUCAAGCAGAACAACAAACGGGGUCAGCCGGAAACGGAUUCGGUCAAGGACUGGAUAUCCAAGAUCCAGUUCGUGCUCAGUGGAAGCCUCCAUGGUGGUGCCCUGGUGGCCAGUUACCCCUACGACAAUACACCCAACUCCAGGAUCUGCCGUUCGUCCGCCCUGUGCGCGAUGUUCCAGACCUACUCGGCGGCGCCGUCCCUGACGCCCGACGACGAUGUGUUCAAGCACCUGUCCCUGGUCUACGCCCGCAACCACGCCAAGAUGUCCCGGGGCGUGGCCUGCAAGUCGGCGACGCCGGCCUUCGAGAACGGGAUCACGAACGGGGCCGCCUGGUAUCCUCUGACCGGCGGCAUGCAGGACUACAACUACGUGUGGUACGGCUGCAUGGAGAUCACGCUGGAGAUAUCCUGCUGCAAGUUCCCGCCCGCCUACGAGCUCAAGAAGUACUGGGAGGACAAUCAGCUGUCCCUGAUCAAGUUCCUGGCGGAGGCGCAUCGAGGGGUCCAGGGAUUCGUGUUCGAUCCGGCGGGCAUGCCCAUUGAGCGGGCCUCCAUCAAGAUCAAGGGACGCGACGUGGGCUUCCAGACCACCAAGUACGGUGAGUUCUGGCGCAUUCUUCUGCCGGGAUACUACAAAGUGGAGGUCUUUGCCGAGGGCUUUGCUCCUCGCGAGGUGGAGUUCGUGAUUGUGGAGCAGCAUCCCACGCUGCUGAAUGUGACGCUGCAGCCGUCGAAGUUUCUGGUGGCAGCUUCGGGCUCAUCCAUCUCCACUAAAACCUCAACUGCGAAGCAUCUCGUCAAUGGAAAGCUGCAGGUGUCCACCGAAUAGAGGAGAUCCUCCAAUGCCUUGGAGUGAACGGCUGUCGUGUAAAUAAUAGCUAAAGUGCUUGAGGCCUAGGAAGUGCUAUGCAAAUAACCCACUAAAACACCUAUAAACACCUCACUCUUUACUCCUGCACCUUUAUUUUUUAUCGAAUAUGGAGAAUACCCUUGCAGACCAACUCUUUUAUUUGACAGAUUUAUAACCAUUUUAAUUUGAUUGUUAGCCCUAUUUGAGAUAGUUUAACUUGCAGUUUUAUGUAGAUAUAUAAUUUCAGCACUUCUUUGUCAGAUAAAACAUCAGUAUAGGAAAACUGUAGCACAAUGCUUAAUUAUAAUUAUUGAUAUACUCUUUAUAUACAAUUAGUCAGUGAAUUUUUGUCUUAGCUGCAAUGGUAUAUCGAUCCUAAUCUUUGUAAUACCUAAAAACCAGUUUCUAACUAACCAUCAGCUGAGCUAUAUUUAUAAUUCAUUCUUGAAAUAUUUCUUUAGUUAAAUAUAAUUACUGCAGGAGCGAGAAUAACACCCAACAUUUUUAAGAACUCUCUGGUGCAAGGUUUAAUUUAUAAUUUAAUUUAAGUGUUUCUUGGUAAUGAUAUAGUAAAGAGCAAAAUCAAAGACAAAUUGAAA